CAUUGCAAGUGGUUCCCUAUACUCUUCCCUCUUUUUAAAGUAUCGCAUCACUCAAAAAUGAUAUAAGAAUAAUAAAAGAAAACGUCUUUAUCAUGAAGCCCUGGUGUCUCUCCUGUCCCGGCAGAAUGAUGCCUGAGACGCCCGGCGACACUGUUAGACGUGGACAAGUUCAACCACAACGUGACAAGACCAAACAGCUGGAGGAGCCACGGCGCCGGCACCCUCCUCCUCCUCCUGCUCCUGCUCCUGCUCCUCCUCCUGCUCCUGCUUCGCCUCCUUCUCCUCCUGCUCCUCAGACCAGGGCCGCCUCAGGAAGUCAGAGUUGGAGCAGUAUGGAAGGCAUUUGGCAGAAACAGCUGAGACCAUCAGUGCUGCGUCAGGUUUCCCAAGCAGCUUCCAGACGACUAUGGAGAUCCAGUGACGAAAAUACUGCAGCUGUCUCCACUUGCAAAGAAGAGGUGGAUGCAGGUAGUUUUUCGUUUUCAUCUCACAGGAGCUCCUCUCCCAGAGAAAGUCUUCACGCCGUCCCCUCAAGGAGAGACGGUCCCAAGCAGAGCUCCGUCCAGGCCAGGACUCAUGAUGGCGCCCCGGAGGGCUCCAGUCCUCUGUUUGUGAACGGCCUCUGCCGCUGGCCUGGCUGUGAUGUGGUGUUUGAAGAUUUCCCUAGUUUCUCAAAGCAUCUCCAUUCUGAACACAGUCAUGGUGACAGAAGCAUUGCUCAGUGGAAGGUGCAGCAAGAUAUUGUUCAGUGCAUGGAGAGUCAGCUCAUCCUGGAAAAACAGAAACUCAUUGCGAUGCAACUUCAUCUGCAACUCUCUGAACACAAAUUCAACGGCUUGGCAACGUCUGAGUGGCAGUACAGCCUCCCUCUGUUUCUGCCCCAGCCGCAGGGCACUGAUGGAGAAAGAGGGCAACAGUGGGGCAUUAAACAUCUGGAGGAGUUGUCACAGCACAGCUACAGAGCUGCAGGUUCUAUCCACAUUCUGCCAGAUUUGGUUCCCAGUAUUGAAUGUUACAAAUACAAUAACAUCAGGCCUCCAUACACCUACGCCUACUUGAUCAGAUGGUCCAUCCUGGAGUCUCCAGACAAACAGCGCACUCUGAAUGACAUUUACAACUGGUUCACUACCAUGUUCUUCUACUUCAGACACAACACUGCUACCUGGAAGAAUGCAGUGCGGCACAACCUCAGCCUACACAAGUGUUUUGUGCGAGUGGAGGGAGGGAAGGGAGCUGUGUGGACAGUGGAUGAGACGGAGUACCAGAGGAGGAAGGGACAGAAGUAUCACAGGGAUUGUCCUGUGAAGUGGCUCACGUCCUACGCCCCUUACUGUCCAGAUGACCGCUGAACACCAGCAGGUGGCAGCACUGAGCUGCUCCAGCACCAAGAACUGAAGAAUCUGUUUCAUCUGUUUAAUCUGUUGAACUGCCAAUUUGUAUUUUGUAUUAUUUUCAAAUGUUAAACAUGUUGCUUAAGCA
Centropristis striata (black sea bass) is the source of this 1479-nucleotide messenger RNA. It is a transcript of the gene foxp3b, whose product is annotated as forkhead box P3b. The transcript is spliced from 11 exons. The record is from RefSeq and is a predicted model, not a curated record. The coding region runs from base 93 to 1349 and encodes 418 amino acids. Gene Ontology annotation, biological process: regulation of transcription by RNA polymerase II. NCBI's taxonomy places the organism in Eukaryota, Metazoa, Chordata, Actinopteri, Perciformes, Serranidae. Gene Ontology annotation, cellular component: nucleus. Gene Ontology annotation, molecular function: RNA polymerase II cis-regulatory region sequence-specific DNA binding; DNA-binding transcription repressor activity, RNA polymerase II-specific.